AUGAGCAGCUCGAGCAGCUCCAGAGGCGGCUUCCUCCGGAACCGCGUGGCGAAAGACUCCGCCUUCCUCCAACGCAGUCGCGACUUCGACUCGAGCGUCUCACGUGACAAGGCCAUCCUGUUGUGCAUCCACAACGGCGUCUUGGCCAUGGGCGUGUCGCUCGUGCGAGAGCUGCGGUGUCUCGGGAAUGAGGAGCUCAUCCAAGUGUAUCACUGCGGGCCGGAGGAGCUGUCGGACGAGUCGAGAGAGCUGCUCUUCAGUAUUGACGACCGACUGGAGACCGUGGACGUCUGGUGGAUCAAACCUCUGGCCCUGUACGAUACCGACGUGCGGCACGUUAUACUGAUGGACGUCGACGACAUUAUCAUGAAGGACCCAGCGUAUCUCCGCAGCCUGAAGCCGUACCAGACAACGGGCACGACGUUCUUCUACGACCGAGUGCACGCCAACUGCAGCGAGCACUUGAACGGCAAGGACGGCGACAUGCAGUACCUCAAGAAGCUCCUGACCACGUUCGACUACGGGCGGUUCAACUUGUCCGAGGAAUACUGGCACGCUCCGUCCCGUCAAGCGCUCGAGUCGUUCGCGUACGCAGGGAAAACGUGCCACGAGAUGGACUCCUCCCUAGUGCUGGUAGACAAGGAACGCGCGGGCCAAACCGUCUUGGACAUAAUGCUCUGGUUCAUCACCGAAGAGCGUCUCCGAUUCCGAUACUCCUUCGGCGACAAGGAGACAUUCUGGCUGUCGUUUGAGCUGGCGCACGUGCCCUACUCAUUCUCGCCGUGGGGAGUGAGCGUGGUGUCGUCGACUCCGAGUCGAGACAUGGAGAAGCACCCGGACUCGCUCUGCGGCAGCAUUCUCCAGUACAUGCCCAGUGAGGACCGAGUUCCCGAGAUGUUGUACGUGAACGGGAAGGCGCUACUGGACCCGUAUCCGCAGGGCAUCGGCUUUGUGCGGCAGGCGCAGUGGAACAACAUGUUCAACUCGCUGCCGACGCACAUGACGCCGCGCUUGCCACGCACGGAGCUGACUCGCUCUUCGCACGAGGAGAAGCUGUGGUCCGAGUGUAUGAUGGGGCUGGGAUCCACUCCACUACCCAAGCUGUUCGCGGGCAAUCUGCUUCGCCGAAGGAUGCACUACUGGGGCGUGCUUUCGGCCGUCACAGGCGCUCUACAGCAGUGCGAAAUCUUCCAGUAG
Messenger RNA from Phytophthora sojae, 1197 nucleotides. RefSeq lists its product as hypothetical. Gene Ontology annotation, cellular component: Golgi apparatus. Bases 1 to 1197 code for a protein of 398 amino acids. The record is from RefSeq and is a predicted model, not a curated record. Gene Ontology annotation, molecular function: alpha-1,3-mannosyltransferase activity. NCBI's taxonomy places the organism in Eukaryota, Oomycota, Peronosporomycetes, Peronosporales, Peronosporaceae. Gene Ontology annotation, biological process: protein O-linked glycosylation. The transcript has 3 exons.